GGGGGUUUGUAGUGGCGGCACCCCCGGCGCUACUCCGGCGGGCUCUUUAUCUGCCGGGCCGCCCGGCCGCCCCCACCCUCCGCUGCUCCUCCCUCCCUGCCAUGCCGCUGGUCCGCUACCGGAAGGUCGUGAUCCUGGGGUACCGCUCCGUGGGUAAAACCUCACUUGCUCACCAGUUCAUCGAUGGGGAAUUUCUGGAGGGCUACGACCCCACCGUGGAAAGCACUUAUAACAAAAUGCUGUCGCUAGGGAAGGACGAAUUCCACCUGCAGCUAGUGGACACUGCAGGACAGGAUGAGUACACGAUCUUGCCUCACUCUUUUAUCAUCGGCAUCCAUGGCUAUGUGCUGGUAUACUCUGUGACAUCUCUCAAGAGUUUCCAGGUGGUCAAGUCUUUGCACAGCAAGUUGUACGAAAGCAGAGGGAAGACAAGGAUGCCUGUGGUGCUUGUUGGCAAUAAAGCUGAUCUCUCGCUAGAAAGCCGACAGGUGAAGACUGAUGAGGGCAAGAAGCUUGCUGAUUCUUGGGGUGCUGUUUUCUUGGAGUCCUCGGCAAAAGAAAACCAGAUGACUCAAGGUAUCUUCACCAAGAUCAUCGAGGAAAUUGACCGGGUGGAUAACUCCUAUGGCGAGCAACGCAGCUGCAUCCUGAUGUGAUGUCCAUGUCCCCAUCCGAAACCGCUCAGCCGGUGGGAGGGUGUGUGUCACAGUGUUCAGGCCAAGUCAGGACAGGUAUUGCAACUACCUAGAGCCCUGUACGGCAGAUCUGAAGUAGCUUACGGGUAACCCAGACAAGCCGCAAUAUACCUCAUUGCUCGCCCCCUAUAUGAGGCGACCACGUUUUGCACAUUAGUUUGCUGGAAGCAAUCUGUAUGUAUAUAUAUGUAUUGCCAAAUGUUUACAGAAACUCGGGAGGGCAAGCGCACAACAGGAUCUAUUUAUGUUUGUUUUUCGAUGGAGGGACUCUUCUGUAUAUUUAUAUUGAAGUAUAAUCCAUAUACGCACAAGUUUACACGUGCCCGUUCACUACUAGGUGUGAUGCAGUGGCCGGACAAACGGCCUCUUUCUUCUGUGGGCCAGUUCCUUAGUUCGUUGUCCGCUUUCGAUAGGAACUGAUUCACCAUAUUGGGCGGGCUUUCAAGUUGCGCCUCUUGCAACCUGCUGCCUUAUCUUAAUUUAUCUGUGAGAUUCCAGGCUGCAAACUGGGAUUCAAAGAGAGUUUAUUUCUCUUAAAUUUCCACCAUAACAUUUUCCCCUCUUCUUUUCAUCUUAUUUGGCAUUCUGUUAAAAGAACCCAAUAGGAGGGAGGCAUGAAGAGAGUCACCAGAGCCCAGUAAAACUUUUUUUUUGUAUGCAAAUAAAUGUGAAAUCUUUGUUCAGGAGCCAGGUCAAUUGGGUUGACGGACACAUUGCUCUGGCAAACAUCAGUGUGUUUAUCACUACUCAAAACGGUAUCGCAGCUCGUCUCUGUGUAAAAGGACAAAAACUGCCCAGCUUGGCAGAAUAGAAUGAAAAAAAGCAACGGCUGGAAGGCUGCUAUUGAAGUCCCCGCUCUGCCGCUCUACGUUAGGUCUUAAAAAAAUGCUAAAGCAGCGCUGACCAGGCUUUGAUGUAGUGUUAACGAUAGCAGGAAAUGUGACGUAGGAAGAGACGGUAUGACUUGUGCUGAUCUUGUCAAUUUGUUACUGGAUGGUAAAAUUCUAGUGCCUCUUUUGACACAGUUAAUGUUUUUGGAAAGCGGUACUGGUUUGCUGAGAAUGACCACACCGAAGUGGACGAAGGAAUCAGAGACUGUUUUGCAUAACCAUCUGUUGUGCUACAAGGUGGAACAAAGUCCGUUCUUGGAGGGCUAAAUAUGGGCAGUCUGAGCUCUUUAUUUCCUGCCCAGUGGGCCAUACCUGGGUCCUCAGCAGUAUGAGGCUGUAUUUUGCUUU
Molecule: messenger RNA, 1933 nt
Organism: Sphaerodactylus townsendi
Lineage: Eukaryota; Metazoa; Chordata; Lepidosauria; Squamata; Sphaerodactylidae
Gene: RHEBL1
Product: RHEB like 1
Exons: 8
Coding region: 102-656 (184 amino acids)
Biological process (GO): small GTPase-mediated signal transduction
Cellular component (GO): plasma membrane
Molecular function (GO): GTPase activity; GTP binding; GDP binding
Source: RefSeq, a predicted model, not a curated record